Molecule: messenger RNA, 2041 nt
Organism: Labrus mixtus (cuckoo wrasse)
Lineage: Eukaryota; Metazoa; Chordata; Actinopteri; Labriformes; Labridae
Gene: cmpk2
Product: cytidine monophosphate (UMP-CMP) kinase 2, mitochondrial
Exons: 5
Coding region: 45-1316 (423 amino acids)
Biological process (GO): dTTP biosynthetic process; dTDP biosynthetic process; dUDP biosynthetic process
Cellular component (GO): cytoplasm; mitochondrion
Molecular function (GO): dTMP kinase activity
Source: RefSeq, a predicted model, not a curated record
CAGUGAAGCAGCUUGGACGCUGACCGGGACUGCAGCUGUAACAGAUGUCUCGUCGCGCCAUGUCUCUUCUUCUUCUUCCGCAGUGGUCCUCUCGUGUGUUUUUGGUAGAGCUGGGUGGAGAACCUGUCUAUUUUUCAAUACAAGAAAAGAGCCGGGGGAAAGAAGUGUCACGUGUUUUCAGAAAUGUCCAAAACAACGACAGGUGUUACUCUGUCCUCGUCUGCGGCGGCGACAGAAUCGAACGAGCCAAGUUUUACGCGGAGCUGAAGCAGAAACUGUUGCGAGAACUGCCGAAAGAGUGCGACUUGUCUCCCAUGUCCUCAUUCCUGCCAAAUGUCAAAGACUCUCUCCUCAAAGGCUACUUCUUAAAAGAUACAUCCCCGAGUGCGUCCCUGUCAGAGCGAGUUCUGAGAGAGUUCGUCCAGCAUGAGCCAGUGCUUGUGUGUUCAUACCUGAGAGGUGAGGACGGCCAGCAGUGGACUCAGAAGUGUCUGUGGAAAGAGUCAGACAACCGGGCGGUGGAAAUGUCAAAGGAUUUCUGUGUUGUGCCAUCCGAGGCGCCAGAAUUUCACCCAGCUACACUGAACAUCAUCAACUCCGAUGUCUUCUACAACUUUGAGGAGGCCUGUGAAGUUCUGAAAGAGAGCGCUGACAUCAUCCCAGAGGCGACAUCUGUUCUGGAGCUGCUGCCCAGCCGAGUGGAGGCCAGAAGUAAACCAGACUUCCCUGUUAUUGUCAUAGAGGGCCUGGAUGCCACAGGUAAGACCACGCUGACUGAGUCUCUGAAGAAUGCUCUUGGAGCCACUCUUCUUCGCUCACCUCCCCAGUGCCUGUCCCCCUUGAGGGCCCGCUUUGAUCGGGAGCCGCCCCUCUUCCGCAGGGCCUUCUACGCUGUAGGGAAUUAUAUCACAGCUGAGGCAAUAGGCCAGGAGGGAAUGAAGACACCUGUCAUCGUUGACAGAUUCUGGCACAGCACAGCAGCCUAUGCCAUAGCCACAGCAGUGAGUGGUCCUGUGUGCAACCUUCCAGCAGAGGGUUCAGAGGUCUACAGGUGGCCCACUGACCUGCUGCAGCCCAGCCUGGUGGUCUUACUCACACUGGACCCUGAGGAGAGAAAAAGGAGGCUGAGGGACAGAGGUCAAGGAGAGACUGCAGAGGAGCAAGAGUUAGACCACAACCAGCUUUUCAGACUCAAAGUGGAGGAGGCUUACCACAGGAUCAGUGGGCCAGCCUGCGUCACCGUGGAUGCUAGUCCUCCUGCAGACCAAGUGCUCCAACAAGUGCUGCUUUUAAUUAGGGGCAAAUGCCACUUGUAAACAAUCAUCUCCGUCUCCCCCUGCUGUCGGCCAAGCAUCAAGUGGAUGCAGUACCUCCUUUCACCACUGGGUGCCAGUAAGGUGUUGUGUAUGUGACAGUAGGAGGCUGACGGCCAGACUGGACUGUGGCUGGGAGAUGCUGUUCAGAAUGAGCAAAGGUUGAAUGGCCAGGGGCCAAAAGAACUGUGUGCUACGAUCAGGAAUACAUAAUGAUGCAGACACACACAUGCAUGCACACAUUUAGACACACACAAGUGCAGAUAUGAAUGUGUUGACAAUGUGCUUAAGUGCUAUUUGACUUUUUACAAAUCGCAUUCAGUGUAGCUGCACUUAAUGACAAUAUUAAAUGAUUUAAACAGAUACUGAGGAAUGGAUAGAUACAUUUAUAUAAGCACCAGGUAAAAAUCAAAUAAACACACAAACAGGACUAGGAUGAAGCACUACAUACACACACAGACACAAGAACACACAGAAUAAAAGCACAUACAAAAAUACAGGAUUCAAUUCACGUAAAAUUAAAACAUACCUCUAUAGUUGUUGUUUUUUUAAGUUUUAUAUUAAAAGAAAAUUACACUAAAUCUGGUUGGUCUCUGAGGAAAGUGUGUCUCACAGAAGCAGAGUAAAAAGUUUGUUACACUAAUUACAAAAACUUGUGUUCCAGCUUGCUUAUAGGCAUGUAUAAAAACUUCCUGUGGACAUACAAAAUAAAAGUUGCAAGCAAGUCA